This is a messenger RNA of Pochonia chlamydosporia 170, 1071 nucleotides long. Its product is annotated as 2-nitropropane dioxygenase. Lineage: Eukaryota; Fungi; Ascomycota; Sordariomycetes; Hypocreales; Clavicipitaceae. Gene Ontology annotation, molecular function: nitronate monooxygenase activity. The transcript is spliced from 6 exons. The coding region runs from base 1 to 1071 and encodes 356 amino acids. The record is from RefSeq and is a predicted model, not a curated record.
AUGUCCCCCGCAAAGCUGCAAGAAUGGUUUCCUUGGACCCAAUCACCCAUCAUUUCCAAUGGCCCAAUGAUGGGAGUCGUUAAUCCCAAGCUGGCCGCGGAAGUAACCAAAGCUGGUGGACUCGGCUUCCUCCCGUGCGUAUUCGAUAUUGCCCCCAACUCAGAACACCUCUCCACCCUCACCACCAACCUCAAAGAGAGCAGAAGCAUCCUCGGCCUCAACCCCAGCGACACCCUCAACCUAGGCAUCAGCUUCCUCACCGGCCACGGGUCCAUCACCAACUUUUCCGAGACUAUCAUCCCUAUCGUCGCGGAGUAUCGCCCCGCAGCAGUAUGGCUGUUCGCCCCAAAUGAAGAUGUCAAGCCCCACGGCGCAAUCAUCCAGGCGUUGAAGAAGCUAGAUCACUCGCCCAGAGUCUUCGUCCAGGUGGGCAAUGUAGCCGCCGCAAGGGCAGCAGUUCGCGAUGGCGCAGACGUGCUCGUCUGUCAGGGCAUAGAUGCCGGUGGACACCAGUUCAGACGGGGCAUGGGGGUGGUGAGCUUCGUGCCGGAAGCCAAGGCCAUGUUGGAGGAGGAGUUUGCGGGGAGGGAGGUUGGAGUUUUUGCGGCGGGCGGGAUCGUGAAUGGGAAGGGGGUUGCUGCUGCGAUGGCGUUGGGGGCGGGUGGUGUUGUGAUGGGCACGAGGUUUACUGUUGCUCGGGAAUCUACGUACCCUGAUUUUCGAAAGGAAAUCGUAUUGAAGGCUGUUGAUGGAGGAAGUUCUACAUUCAAGUCCCCGUUCAACGAUGAAAUCAACAAUAGCGCUUUGUUCGAUACCCUAUGGGGCACGCACUACGAUGGCCGUUCCAUCAUAACGAGUAUUCAUGAGAAAUUUCUGGCAGGGUCCACGUUGCAGGAAUUGCAGAAGAGUUUGAAGGAGGAUUAUUCGAGUGAGGAGUCGAUGAGGUUGAUCAACACGUGGGCUGGAACGGGCGUAGGUCUCGUCAACACAGCCCUGCCAGCAGGAGAAAUCGUCAAAGAGGUCCGCGAGGAUGCGAAGGAAACGAUUCGCAACUUGGCAGCACAACUCUGA